CGAUCAAAAUUCAAUUAUUUUAAUAAAGCUAUGGAGUUUUUAACUAAUUGUACCUAUGGAAACUUAAGUGAGAAUCAGUUAUGUCUUUGUGAUCAUGUGGAAUGUUAAUUGUUUAUAAUAAAUUGUUUUUGUUAAUCUUUUAAGUUUGUUUCGUUUUUUCUGAAAUGAUUUCACCGGUUAACGAUUUUAGGUGAUCAAGGAGGAAGAGAUUGCUGUGCAACGUGCGCACCUAUUCAGUACUCUAAAUGUGAUUCAGUCACUACUGCAUUGACAUAGGUCGAGGUUUACAGUAAAUCGUUGCAAAAUUUUGUAAAAGUUUUCGUAAAUUUUGAAAAGCGUUAUUUUUUGCGCCUUUCUGACCGCCGACGGUGAUUUGCUUGUGACAGGUUUGCUUUUUGGCGAAAUAUUUGGUUUUAAGGUUUGCUGGAAACCAAAAGCGUAAUUGAAGUUGCGAGAGUUGGAACGGCUGAGAUUCAUGCAAUUCGCGCAUGCUGCAGAAUCCUAUCGACCGGCGGCGGCGAACACGGCCACGGCGAUGCCGAUGCCGCCUCGAACUGCGUCAGUCUAUCCGAGACCGGUGCCGCCGCUGCUGCUGCUCCACCAUCCCUGCAGGUUACCGGCAGUCGUUGGGGGCGGCAUCAAUCGGGAUGCUGCUGCCUGGCAAUGAACUUUCCGCGUUUCUCUUCGCAAACGUCUCUUUGCCAGCAGUCGCCGCCGCCACCGCCGCCUCCACAGCAAACUUCUUCUCCUUCCUCUUCGGCGACGGCGGCUGUGGUCGUCGUCCCCGUUCCAUCUAACAACAGCUCGAGAACGCCUAUCAGCCAGAGGGUGCUGAGCGCCAACCCGGAGCCGCAGUUCCUGCAGCUUCCCAACUCGACUCACUAUCAACCCAGCAGGCGGAAGGAAGAGGCACGUGCUCUGCAGAACCUACGGAGACGCGUCCACCAGCUGCGGCUCAAUACCGGCCAUGCCGUUGUCACGGCGACUUCCUCUAACGCUUCCUCCUCGGCGCCGGCCGCAGCCGACAGAAACGCCAACGAUCUGCAGCUCGACAAUCGUCCGCACCUCCUGCAAAAGAUAUUAUCGAAUCGACCUGUCAGCAUGGUUCUGGACAGCUCGGAGAUUCGAACUGCCUGGCAGGAUAGUGACUUCAUCACCGACAGCCUUUGCUGGCACAACGUGUACAGACAGAGACACAACUCACCGCCGCUCACCAUGUCUUCGGAGCUCUGUCAUUUGGCGCAAACCUGGGCGAACCAUCUGGCACACACCAACAGAUUCUACUACAGGAACGACAAGGAUAUAGGGCAAAACCUCUUCUGCAGACCGGACAAUGCCCUGCAAAACGAUGUCACAGGACAAGAGGUUUCCACAUAUUGGUAUAGCGCUGUGAAGCAGUACGAUUACGGCAAGGAGCCGGACGUGUUGCACGCGAACGUGAAUGCAGGUCAUUUUACGCAAUUGGCGUGGGCGAGUUCAAGACAUUUCGGCGUUGGUAAAGCUCGCUCGAGAUCCGGAAAGAUCGUCGUCGUCGCCCACUACGCGCCCGCCGGAAACAUUUCCGGUGCGUUCCAGAACAACGUACUUCCGCCAGCUCUCGAGGUGCUCGCCGCAGCCCCCGGGCCAACACCCACCACCCCUCUUCUGCAGCCACCCCGUUUCGUCAUUUCCUGCGAGAGCGACACAGACGACACGAACAGCACGAACCAAAGUCAGAGCACCCCAUGAUAUCUAUAGAAACAAGCGAACAAGAAGCAAAAUCGGAGCGAAGAAACAAAACGAAUCGUCUUUCAUCGCUCCGAUUCACCGCACCUGACGAUAAUCGAAUUAGAGUGAAACCAGAGGAUAAAUAUUGUUUAUAUAUUAUUAGGUUUAUUAACGCCAAAACAAAACAAACAAACAAAAAGUAAUGGAAAUGUAAGGCCAAAUCCGAGGAAACACCAUCGCCGAUCAGGUAUUCCCUUUUAUACGAUAAUAAUUAAGUCUACUUGAAACAAAACAGAAAAGAAUAGUGAGUUAUGUGUGCAACUCCAUCUCUUUUCGAUUAUGCAAUCAGCGAAACUGUCUCAGAACGCGUGAUCCAGGGUGCUUGAUUACUACAGCUCCGCGCGCGGCUCUCACGAAGAAAACAAAUAUCUCAAAGAACCUUCCAUGGCCUUCUUUAUUCUUGCAGUGACCUCCGGAGGAUCCCCGUAUUAUUGUUAUUAAUGGUCCUCUUCUCUAAGUUGCCGUCCUUCCGAAUACAAUAGUAUAUUGUUUGGGCUCGUGCCUUUAAGACUUGGUGCCUUAAGCUACAGUAAGAGAGAAUUGAAGCGGAGCGGGCGUGGAGCAUUUCAAGAAAAAUAUAUAUAUAUUUACGUUCCUUCUUUACAAUUACAAAAUGAACUGAAGCACAGUCACAAUUAAUUAAUUUACGUGUACGAAAACGUGCGUUCGCGCAAAACAAUUCAUCUGUAUCACGUUUAUAUGAAAAUACGUCAAGUGCAAUAUCAAGAUCUGAGAGUCGAACCGAAAUUAAUUAUUUCGUUCCG
Messenger RNA from Nicrophorus vespilloides, 2531 nucleotides. RefSeq lists its product as uncharacterized. The transcript is spliced from 6 exons. Bases 664 to 1728 code for a protein of 354 amino acids. Lineage: Eukaryota; Metazoa; Arthropoda; Insecta; Coleoptera; Silphidae. The record is from RefSeq and is a predicted model, not a curated record. Gene Ontology annotation, cellular component: extracellular region.